Messenger RNA from Paecilomyces variotii, 1173 nucleotides. RefSeq lists its product as hypothetical. The record is from RefSeq and is a predicted model, not a curated record. The annotation marks the transcript as partial. Lineage: Eukaryota; Fungi; Ascomycota; Eurotiomycetes; Eurotiales; Thermoascaceae. The transcript has 2 exons.
AUGGUCACACCGACGCCAUGCGAGCAUCCAAUUUUCAAGGAGCUUGCUGCUCUGCAGGAGGGAAUUGACGUUUUCCCAAACCCCGAAGUAUCCGACUAUACAUCAUGUCGAGCAUACACCAAGACUGCAACAAGGUGCCAGCUGGGGCUCAAGGGGAAAGCACCACGGGCGAACGCCUUGCUCUCUGAAUUUAGAGAAAUGGACAAGUGCCCUCGUACCGACAUUUUCUAUCACCAACUUAAGGAGUUUCUUACCAUUACACACUGCGGCAAGCAUCAAGAAAAGCCUCUAGCCCGACUUGACGAAUGGAGGAAGCAGCGGGAGCAGGCCGCAUCUUCGUUAUCCAAAGAUACCUCUUCGACUGCUACGGGUACAGAUUACUUCAGUUCCAUAGCGUCCCUUUCCGAAGCGGGCAGCACGGCAACCUCUAUCCUGCCGCUGAGUAUCGAACAACCUACUGAACACUCUCCGGCGUGUCAAUCUAUAAUCGAUAGCUUGUCAUCAUCUAGUCGGUCUCUAAGGGAUGCACCGAGUAGAGAACAAGCCCCGGAGAUCACCCACUGCGAAAGGGUCGAGGAACUUGAGACAAGUGUUGAGGAUUUAACGCUUUCCACAAGUCAUCACACCACGGCAAGCGAUGGCUCAUGUCACGACGAGGCCGAAGUUAGAAUAACAGGAAUCGGUCUAGCCUCUCUCCAACGUAAGGGAACACUGCGAGACACUUCGCCGGUACUCAAGGAAAUAUACAAGUACCUCACCGGGGAGGAACAGAAGGAGGGCAUAGUUUACGUCCUCGAGCACGUUGAGAUCAAGGGGCUUUUCAAGGUCGGCUGUACUAGAGAAACAGCAGCAAAAAGACAUCAUCAGCCUGGGAACUGCUAUGGGACUAACACAAAGGUCAUUCACGAGACCACCGACGGACCCUUUGUCGGUGCCCAGAAGGCGAAAAGGCUUGCUCAAGCUAUCCUCCGGCAUCAUAAGCUACAGGUCAUCAAGUGCGAGCAGUGCGGAAAGGGACACAAAGAGUGGUUCUGGGCCCAGAGAGAGGUAGUGCUCGACACAGUGAAGAUUGUAGAAAGGUUUGUGCAGUUGCCGGCAUAUACUUUGCAGGACGGCAGGAUGAAACUAUCGCCAGUUGCAGAAGAGAGGAUGGAAAAAAUGUGCAAUUUUUCA